Messenger RNA from Maudiozyma barnettii, 2166 nucleotides. It is a transcript of the gene MTC4, whose product is annotated as Mtc4p. NCBI's taxonomy places the organism in Eukaryota, Fungi, Ascomycota, Saccharomycetes, Saccharomycetales, Saccharomycetaceae. Bases 1 to 2166 code for a protein of 721 amino acids. The record is from RefSeq and is a predicted model, not a curated record. The transcript has a single exon.
AUGAUCGAAUCAUCUGACUCGGAAACGGGCAGUUUAGAAGGCAAAAGAAUAACAGAACAAUCAACAAAUACAAAUAGUCGUAGAGUGAAGUUAGUCACAAAAUUAUUAGUAGAUAUGAACUCAGGAUUAAUGGACGAUUUGAAUUAUGAUAGGGAUGUAGAUAAAAAAUAUGACGGUGAAACAAACAAUGAUAGAAGGAAUAGUAGAGGAAAUGACGCGGAUAUUUCCAACAAUGAUCAUGAUAAUGAUGAAAAUGGUGAAUAUGGAAGUCUCAUACCUAUGGCAGAACAACAGGUAGUACCCAAAAUAUCAAAGGCCACAAGACUAAGAGCAGAAAGGGUACGAAUAUAUCUUGAUUAUUACUAUAAUAUUAUGGAAGGGACACUUCGAUCUGGAGAAGAUGAGAAUGGACAUGAAAGAAAGAACAUCCAUAGGAACGUGGAAGGUGUUUAUAAUCCUCUUCAGAUAAUAAGAAAUAGAAAACUUAAGAAGAAAUAUCGUGGGGAAACAGCAACUUCGGGAUUUUUAUUUUACAAAGCUCCUAUCAUUGCUGUCAUUCAAUUUUCUAAUACUCCAAACAGAAAGAACUAUAAAUGGUUUGUUGAUGUCAAUGAAAAGUAUACAGAUUUAACUUUUAGAUCUCAACAUUGGGACGAAUUAAUAGAUCCUACUGGGCAUCGAUGGUUCGGAACCCAAAAAACUCAUAGAUUUAGAACAGAGGCUCAUAAAAUAAAGAAAAGACGUGGUAGCUCUCAUAUUACAGGCCACUUACAUCAUCAUCAUCAUAAAAAGAAUAAUAGUAAAGGAACAUUAUUAAGAGACAGUGAUCAAUCCUCAGAUUCUAUUUUAAAUAAGGUCCCGAAAUUAAUAGUGACAACUGACCAUUCUGACCCUAAUUUAGAAUCCAGGACAUCUAGUAAUAGUAAUGGUAUUAGUAGUCAAUUUUCUGACCUAGAUAAAGAUAAUUAUAACGACAAAUUGAUACAGACGGUGUCAGAUUCUGAAGUUGAGAAUGGGAGUUUAAAGGAGAAAGAGAGUAAUCAUUUAAAUAAAUUUGAGAAAAUCCUUAAUAAGACUAAAAAUCCCAAAAGAUGGUCUAGAUCUAAAUCACCAAACAAGAUACGAACUGAGGAAAAUAACAACGGCCAUGAAACUAAAAAGGAUGUAACAAAGAUAAUACCACAGGAACUAGCGCCAGAACAAGAGCGUUCUAAUAAUGAGGGUGAUCAUCGGGGAAGUGUAAGUGGUCCUAGUAGUAAAGAUAGAUAUGGCACAUACCAGACUCCUGUUGAUGGUACAGGCGUUAAAAAAUUAUCUUUAUUAGAUGACAUUCCUAUCCAUACAGUGAAGACCCACUCGACUAAUAAAUUAAAUAUAGAGUCUCCAGAAGUGACGAAAACCAAAAGCGGUAGUUAUAAAUAUGACAGCGAAAUUAACAGUAUUGAGCACAAGAGGGGGAUAAAAGAUGUUGAAAUACAUAAUAGAUUAACUACUGAAAAUGCGGACGCGGUUAUUAACAAUAAGAAUCUUAACAUAGUAACCAAUAGUGCGGAUAAUUCCAAGAAUAGUUCAAGCAAAGAAGCGACUCCCUUAUCCAAAGAAAGUAGUUCAAACAAUUUCAAUGAAUUGCCUGUAGAUAUUCAAUUACAGAAAUAUUGGCAAGAUACGAGGUAUGUCAUUAGUACUAUUGCCAUUAUGGAACACAGAAGACAAUCACAUGACUUAAUCAGACAAAGGGCUAUUCAUCGCAGAAAUUUGAUAAAAGUAGAUGAGAAUACAGAAAAGAAUAUGGCAGACACUGAACAAAUCAUUAAGGAAUAUGAUGAAGGAUUGGAUAGAGUAUUAAAAAUUGGUAAUAGUUGGACUUCCAAAUUAUUAAAUGAUUAUUCCAUUAGGGUGGAAACAUUGAUCUCAGCAAGUGAUAGAAUUCUGAGUGAUAUUAAUACUACAUUGACACUAAAAUUGAAAUUAUUUCAAGAAAAUACCGAUAGAUUUGGUACUAUACGUACCAUGCAGUCACAGAAGAUGACUAAAUCUAUUUAUAAGAUGUUAGAAUUUUUUAUUGUGUUAGUGUUAUGGAGUAUCUGGCUUGUUGUAAGUAUAUUAAGAGAAAUUAAAUUCUCAAUACUUCUCGUCUUAAGAUUUAUUAAAUGGAUAUUAUGGUAA